AAGAAGCCUCGUACCCGUUUUCAAAUGGGUCGCACUUAGGUUUACAUCUUCAGCAAUCUUUCCCUUCCCUCAUUUCCAUAACUCUAAUUUCUCAAUUCUCACUCCAUCAACCAUGUCUAACAGGGUAUGCAAGUUCUACGCUCGUGGAGCGUGUUUGAAAGGGGAGCAAUGUGAUUUUUCUCAUGAAAGAAAGGAUGAUAUUUGCACCUAUUAUCAAAAGGGAUUCUGUGCCUACGGUAGCAGAUGUAGAUAUAAGCAUGUCAAAGCUUCCCAAGCAUUGUCCGUGGCAUCGUCUUCAUCAAAUGGACGCCAAUCCCCUGCUUCAGAUUCUGUUUUAAGUCAGACGGCUAAAGGUACAUCAAAUUGGGUUCCUAAGGCUGCAAGGUUGCCUUCAUCUUCAUCAGACAAGCGUGCAAGGUGUUCACAACGUAAGCAUUUGGCCUCUCUGGGGAAUGGUGAUGUUGGUGAAUCAAGUGCUAGUAGUGCUAUACCAUCUGAUCAUUUGUUUUGUACAUUUUCCGCUGCCAACUGCCCCCUUGGAGAUGAAUGUUCUCGCAUGCAUGGAAAUCAGUGUUUAUACUGUAGAAAAUUUUGUUUACAUCCUACUGAUCGAAAGCAAAAAGAAAAUCAUUUAAGGACUUGUGAGAAAAAAGAGAAAUACCUUCAGGCUGUGAAAGAUAGUCAAGAAAUAGAAUGCAAUGUUUGUUUGGAGCGUGUUCUUUCCAAACCUAAACCAUCUGACUGUAAGUUUGGGCUGCUCCCUGAAUGUGACCAUUCUUUCUGUUUAUCCUGUAUCCGCAAUUGGCGUAAUAGUGCCCCAACCUCUGGAAUGGACAUCAAUAAUACUGCUAAUACAGUGAGAACCUGUCCUGUUUGCCGCAAACUCUCGUAUUUUGUCAUUCCAAGUGGUAUUUGGUAUUCUACUAAAGAAGAAAAACAGGAAAUUAUUGACAACUACAAGGCAAACUGCAAACUAAUUGACUGCAAGCAUUUUGAUUUUAGAAAUGGGAAUUGUCCAUUUGGGGCUAGUUGUUUCUACAAGCAUACAGUGAAGCCAGGCUCAUACACAUGGAUACAUAACAGGCCACCACCUCAACGGAGACAAAACAAUUUUGAUAUGUAUGAUAUGUUGGACAUGCUCAGCGAAGUUGAUUUAUCAAGUUCAGAAUAUUAUUCCAUCAUGAGGGACUCAGAGUUUUUUGAUGAUAUGGAUCCAUUUGACAUGAUGGCUAUAUCGGAUAGGCUCACUGGUGGAUCAGGUCCUUGUUUAGGUCCUUUUGAUUCUGAUGACGAGGAAAUGGGUAUUUUUCAGAUGGCUGCAUUGUCAGAAGAACUAGUUGCUGGUGUGGAUGAUUUUGGUCCUGAAGAUUUUGAUGAUGAAGAAUUCAAUCCUAUGGAGGCAGCCAUUUUAUCAAUGAUGAUGCAUUCUAAUAUGGAUGAAGAGGAGGAAGAAGACAGUGACGAAGACUAGUAGAUUUGCUUAGUUCAUAUGAAAGCCCAUUUUUAGCCAGUUUCUGAGGUAGCCUUUGGCAGUAUGGUACCUAUCAUCUUGUUUUGGAAAUUAUUUGGGCAGGAACUUCCAGAUUGAUUCUAGUUUAUGAUAUGCUUUUACUCAUGCCUCUAGCUGCUAUUCGUGAUAAUAUGCCAUUUUUGUAUUUACUGGUAUGAUGCUAUUGAAGGAGUUUGGCUCGAGGGUUUGGUUUGUCUUGGCUCAUAGUUUGCACAGUGAAUUGUGAUUGUGCGCUAUAAGGAAAGGCUUGUCAUCGUUGGUCCGUCGGCGAUAUUUGCUUUGUGUGUGGUUAUUUUUUCGUCCAGUUGCACCAUUGUAAUAAGCAUAGAAGAUUGAACAGUUCUGGGCCUAGUUUCGUAAGCUUUCUACCUUUGAUAUUAACUCUUCAAAUUUACUGAUAGAUUUUUUGAGCG
This is a messenger RNA of Abrus precatorius (Indian licorice), 1923 nucleotides long. RefSeq names its product E3 ubiquitin-protein ligase makorin-like. The record is from RefSeq and is a predicted model, not a curated record. Gene Ontology annotation, molecular function: metal ion binding; ubiquitin protein ligase activity. The transcript has 5 exons. Gene Ontology annotation, biological process: protein polyubiquitination. Bases 113 to 1471 code for a protein of 452 amino acids. Lineage: Eukaryota; Viridiplantae; Streptophyta; Magnoliopsida; Fabales; Fabaceae.